CCGUUGGUACUUAGGAUGCAUACACCAAAGAGUCUGCAGAAAGAAAUCCAACGAAGACUUCACCAUGUAAAAAAUAUAAAAUUUGAACCAACAUUGCUUCAAAAAUCCUCAAAUGACACUGAAAAUGAUAUGUGUUCAGAUUCAGUUGACAGCAAUAAUAAUCAAAAAUUCCGCAUGAAAGCUUGUGAUGGUUUCUCAGUUCUUGAAGAGGAGAUUGUAAAACAUGACAUUGAUAAUGGAGAACGACAUCCCACUGAAACAGUUCGUCAAUACCUGUACCGUUUACAUACAAAGGGAAUUCUCACUAAAGUAUCCCUUGAACUAAUACGCAAUGUUGUUCUUCUCUAUGAAAAUGCCAGACAUACACCUCAGCCCUUUGAAGAAACAGAAUAUAACAAGUUCAAAGAAAAUCUCCAUUUGAUUAUCUCUCACAUUCGCCGUGUCUCAGCUGCCACCGAACAAACUGUACCAAAGCGAAAUGUGCAGGUAAUAUUUCAAGGAAUGAAAAAAGGACGUCUUGGUGGUACGAAGUCGAUGAUCCAGCCACGUUCCCGAAGCAACAAAGAAAUUGAGUCAGAUUUCUCCCAAGAGUAUUGUCGAAUGCGUUCGAAUACUUUGCCUAGUGUUCAAGAGAAGAAGAAGACACCUCGUACAAAGAGCAGUGACCAAACAGCAUUAUUGGAAAGCCGGCACUCAAGUCAGCGAAGCAGUUCAGAUCAUUCUACAACAACCAGUACACAAGGAAGUGUAGAGAAGCUGAUUCAUCCUUGUCACACAUCUACAACGCAGAUGGCGUAGUUCUAACAUAAAUAGAACAUUGUGUGCGUGUGUGUGUGUGUGUGUGUACAUGUAUAUCUCACUAAAACUACUUAUGUAUUUAUGUAAAUUCUGUAAUAAAGCUAUUUAAUUUC
This is a messenger RNA of Octopus bimaculoides (California two-spot octopus), 911 nucleotides long. Its product is annotated as lipid transport auxiliary protein 1. The record is from RefSeq and is a predicted model, not a curated record. NCBI's taxonomy places the organism in Eukaryota, Metazoa, Mollusca, Cephalopoda, Octopoda, Octopodidae.